Molecule: messenger RNA, 2325 nt
Organism: Fukomys damarensis (Damara mole-rat)
Lineage: Eukaryota; Metazoa; Chordata; Mammalia; Rodentia; Bathyergidae
Gene: Cpne2
Product: copine 2
Exons: 14
Coding region: 39-1358 (439 amino acids)
Biological process (GO): cellular response to calcium ion
Cellular component (GO): plasma membrane
Molecular function (GO): calcium-dependent phospholipid binding
Source: RefSeq, a predicted model, not a curated record
ACUGCCAGGAGCUGCUGCUGCCACCACCACCGACCCCCAUGGCCUAUACUCCAGGCGGGGGCGCCCCAGUGGCGGGGGCGGCCCCCGUGGGCUCCCCAUACUGCGUGUGCAAGGUGGAGCUGUCUGUGAGUGGCCAGAACCUGCUGGACCGGGAUGUCACCUCCAAGUCCGACCCUUUCUGUGUCCUCUUCACGGAGAGUAAUGGCAGGUGGAUGGAGUACGACAGGACAGAAACAGCCAUCAACAACCUCAACCCCGCGUUCUCCAAGAAAUUUGUCCUCGACUACCACUUUGAAGAGGUGCAGAAGCUCAAGUUCACCCUGUUUGACCAGGACAAGUCCAGCAUGCAGCUCGAUGAGCAUGACUUCCUGGGCCAGUUCUCCUGCAGCUUGGGCACAAUCGUCUCCAGCAAGAAGAUCACUCGGCCUCUGCUGCUGAUGAAUGACAAGCCAGCAGGGAAGGGCUUGAUUACGAUUGCUGCCCAGGAGCUGUCAGACAACCGGGUCAUCACGCUGAGCCUGGCAGGCAGGAAGCUGGACAAGAAGGACCUCUUUGGCAAGUCAGACCCAUUUCUUGAGUUUUACAAGCCAGGGGACGAUGGCAAAUGGAUGCUGGUCCACAGGACUGAGGUGAUCAAGUACACACUGGACCCUGUGUGGAAGCCAUUCACUGUGCCGUUGGUGUCCCUGUGUGAUGGGGACAUGAACAAGCCCAUCCAGGUCAUGUGCUAUGAUUAUGACAAUGACGGGGGACAUGACUUCAUCGGCGAGUUGCAGACAACGGUGUCACAGAUGUGUGAGGCCCGUGAUGGCAUCCCGCUGGAGUUGGAGUGCAUCAACCCCAAGAAGCAGAGAAAGAAGAGGAGCUACAAGAACUCAGGCAUCAUCGUCCUGCGUUCCUGUAAGAUACACCGAGACUACUCCUUCCUAGACUAUAUCCUGGGAGGCUGCCAGCUCAUGUUCACCGUUGGAAUAGACUUCACAGCUUCCAACGGGAAUCCCCUGGACCCAUCAUCUUUGCACUACAUCAACCCCAUGGGCACCAAUGAAUACCUGUCGGCCAUCUGGGCGGUGGGUCAGAUCAUCCAGGACUACGACAGUGAUAAGAUGUUUCCUGCUCUGGGAUUUGGGGCCCAGCUGCCCCCAGACUGGAAGGUCUCCCAUGAAUUUGCCAUCAACUUCAACCCCACCAACCCCUUCUGCUCGGGCGUGGAUGGUAUCGCCCAGGCAUACUCGGCCUGUCUGCCCCACAUCCGCUUCUACGGCCCCACCAAUUUCUCCCCCAUCGUCAACCAUGUGGCCCGGUUCGCAGCUCAGGCCAUGCAGCAGCAGACAGCCAUGGGACCUGGCUGGGCCUGACUGACCAUUGAGUCCCACAGGUAGGACUUCCCAGGCCCUGUCCCCAGCCUGCUCUCCAGGCUCAAGCUCUACGGCAGGCACCUAGUGUUGAGGUGGUGGAUUGUGGUGUGAGCCAAAAAAACUUGAGUCCAUUUCUCUCCUGGCUGCCACCCCUCGGGAGGCCUCAACAAAACCCAGCCCCUGCCUUGGAUUCCACUUCCAAUGAAAGGGAAAGAAAGCUGGAGCUUUCCAUUCUACUUCAAACUAUGAUCCCAAAUUUCUCCACUUGCCCAUUGCCAUGGCCCCCACUAUCUCUUACCAUUUGCGUGGGGCAAAUCACAGUGUACCACCAUGUGCCCAACUGCAGAUGGGAGUACUAUAGGGACUGUCUUGAGGGAUUGGUAUUAGGAUCCAAUGAGGUAACAGCACCUGGCACCUAAAAGGCUUGAAAGACAGGCCAGCUGAAUUCAGUGGAAAGCAGCCUAGAGAAGACACAGCACAAAGUGCUGAGGUGGCCCAGGGAGGAAGGCGGUCACAGUGUGGGGAGGGAGGGGUGCUGGGCACCCUCUGCAGUGGGAGUGUGACUGAUCCAUCAACUACAGUCUUGGACCAUGGCAGCUGAGAGCUAAGAUUGGACUCUUCCUCACUCUUAGCCUCUUUCCCUUUUAUGAAAUGGGAGUAGUGAGCCAGGGGGCUGAGCAUCUUGAUCCCUUAAAUGGGAAGUAGCUCAGGAAGGCCCAGGAGGGACAUUUUUCUUAGUUACUAGGGGCUGGAGUAGAACAGGUUGGAGAGCAGAGCUAGAGGUGGCCUGCAGCUCAAAGUUUCCACUCUCCCAUUAGGAUGCCAGGCCAUAGCCCCACCCAGUCUCUUAGCAGCCUGAGCUCUCAAAGGGACUCAGAACAAAGCCUGUAUUUUCCUCAGGAGAAACAAGUGGGGCGGGGAUCAGGAACACAGCCUAGCAUUGGUGCCAGGGUCUCUCACCUGCUAC